Molecule: messenger RNA, 1745 nt
Organism: Cyclopterus lumpus (lumpfish)
Lineage: Eukaryota; Metazoa; Chordata; Actinopteri; Perciformes; Cyclopteridae
Product: zinc finger protein 777-like
Exons: 2
Coding region: 405-1502 (365 amino acids)
Biological process (GO): regulation of transcription by RNA polymerase II
Molecular function (GO): DNA-binding transcription factor activity; RNA polymerase II cis-regulatory region sequence-specific DNA binding
Source: RefSeq, a predicted model, not a curated record
GGUUUGGUUAGUUUUGGGUAAAGAGUGUAAGUCGCUUGUCUCCAUACUCCGGACCAGCAGGUGGCGGUAAUGCACCAAUAAGAUGGAUGCCAACCGCCGUAAAAGCACCAGAAGAAGAAAAACUCGAGCGGACUCUUUUCCUCAAAGGACUCUACAACGUCUAGUCCGGUUUGUUUAGACCAGAGACCGGAUACGAGAAGGUUCGACAUGCACCAUUAAACUAGACGGCAUUCACGAGGACAGCGACGUGUUCUCUUCCUAUUCCCAACGGCUGCCGUAACCAUGACAACAACAGAAGACGGCCGGAAGUCGACAGUUAACAGGACCGCGUGUUGGAGGGUCCGAGUGAGCGAAGCGUUUUUAACGGAGUUGUCUGGAGGAAACGUUUCUGUGAGCUCGUGAAGAUGUCUAAAGUCCAACAGCUGAGAUGUUUAGUCAACCAGCGACUAACUGCGGCUGCGCAAGAGAUCUUUGGUCUGUUUGAAAGAACGAUAGCAGAGUACGAGGAGGAACUUUGUAGUUCCAGAGAGGAGAACGAGCGACACCGGAAACGACUGGACGCUGUGUUCAACCCGGAAGUCCGGUUACACAGAGCAGAGGAUCCAGAGCCCCCCCACAUUAAAGACGAACAGGAGGAUCCAGAGCCCCCCCACAUUAAAGAGGAACAGGAGGACCCAGAGCCCUCCCACAUUAAAGAGGAACAGGAGGACCCAGGGCCCCCCCACAUUAAAGAGGAACAGGAGGACCCAGAGCCCCCCCACAUUAAAGAGGAACAGGAGGACCCAGGGCCCCCCCACAUUAAAGAGGAACAGGAGGAACUCUGGACCAAUCAGGAGGGAGAGCAGCUUCAAGGGCUGGAGGAGGCUGGUCUCAAGUUGUCAUUCACUGUAAAGAGUGAAGAUGAUGAAGAGGAAGCUCAGGCCUCUCAGCUUCAUCAAAGACAAACUGAACACAUGGAAACAGAAGCUGAUGGAGCGGAUUGUGGAGGACCAGAACCAGACAGGAAGUUAGAUCCAGAAAGACAUCCAGGACCAGAUACUGAUGAGACUGAGGACAGUGAUGAUUGGGAGGAGACUGAGGAACCUCAGUCAGAUGUGAACCCUCAAAACAAAGAAGUACCUGUAAGUGAUGUGAACUGUAGUACUGGAAAUACAUCAAUCAGCUCUCCUGAAUGUGCUGGAAGCUUUGACCACAAGGGACAUCUGGAGAAACCCACUAGCUCCAAAACAGGAGAGAAACCAUUUCAAUGCUCACUUUGUGACAAAAGAUUUGGAUUCAAUAAGUAUCUAAAGAGACACAUGACUAUCCACACAGGAGAGAAACCAUUUAGUUGUUCUGUGUGUGAUACAAUUAUUACACGCAAGGAUAACCUGAAUUAUCACAUGACCGUCCACACGGGAGAGAAACCAUUUAGUUGUUCAGUGUGUAGUAAAACAUUUCAACGAAAGAGAAACCUGAACGCUCACAUGACUGUUUGUCCACACAGGAGAGAAAACAUUUAGUUGUUCAGUUUGUGAUAAAACAUUUUCACAAAAGCACAAUCUGAAACAACAUUUAAUUAUCCACACUAGAGAAACUAAUUAGUCGUGGAGUUUCUCAACAAGAUUCUCUUGUCUCGGUUAUUCCAAAAAUCUCAAAUGUAGUUAUGAGAGUCUCUAAAUAAACAUUGUUAAACAUUUAAAAACUGUCAGGCUGAUACAGACUCCAACAUAAAUCUAUUCAGCUGAGAUUAAGCUACAAAUCAA